UGAGAGAGGGAGAAAGAUUUAGCGAGUGUGUGUGUGUGUAAGUGUAAGUGACAGACGGUGGGGGGAGAGAGAGGUUCGAGUGCGCUCCAGGAGGGGAGUUAUUCGGGGAGAUAUUUGUGGAGGGAUCCAGGGGAAGAAGAGGGGGAAGAGGAAGGACGGAACAGAGGGGACGAAGCGCAUAUUGCAACUUCCAGAAGGAUCCUCCUGUCGAUCGGCGUGUAGCGCUGCUUUUUGACAUCACUAGAAGCAACACUUUUUGUAUUCACACUGCUGCCGAUUUUUCAUUACCUCAUUCAAAGGACAAGAAUAGAAUAGAAGAAAAAAAAAAAAAAAAUCCACCGAGGUCUGUUAGAGACAUUAGGCCGUUCCAGAGAGUGGCCACUUUUCUAUUCCACACGAGCAAUAGGAGCACGGAGGGCGGAAAACGCGGCACGCGCUGCGCCCGCGAACAACAGUCCGCACAUUUUCACUGAUAUAUUAUAUUUUUUUGUAGAGAAGAGCCGCGCGAGCAGGACUUGGCAUUUCAGCCGGGUCUAUAUUUUUAUGGUUCGCGGUGAACUGUAAUUGUUAUUACUGUUUUUAUUCAUCAUCAGAGGUGCCCAGUGUGCCAUGCACAUCUGCCGCACAGGAACAAUAGCGGGCCGCGCGUUCUGAGGUAUUUAUUCAGGCGGAGAUAUAGGGACUUAAAGACGGCGAGGAGAAGGAGGAGGAGGAGAAGAAGGAGAGCAACGGGCGGAGAGCGUCUCCCUGCGGACCUCGGCGGAGCAUGGCGGCCGUGACGAGCCCGGAGUCGAGCCCCCAGCCGCGCGUCUACUUCCAGACGCCUCCCGGGGGCGAGGAGAGCGAGGUGCCCGUUCGCAAGCAGGGCCGCGUCACGGUCAAGUACGACCGCAAGGAGCUGAGGAAGCGCCUCAACCUGGAGGAGUGGAUCAUCGAGCGGCUCACCGAGCUCUACGACUGCGAGGAAGAGGCCAUCCCAGAGCUGGAGAUUGACGUCGACGAGCUGCUGGACAUGCCCAGCGACGGGGACCGAGCCACCAGGGUGAAAGACUUGCUGGUAGACUGUUACAAACCUACUGACGACUUUGUGGCUGAGCUCCUGGACAAGAUCCGGGGCAUGCAGAAGCUCAGUACACCCCAGAAGAAAUGAGCGCCUCUCCCUCAACCCCUUGCUCCCCAUAACUCUGCCCCUUGCCCCUCUAGCUGGAGAGGGCCAGUGGGAGGGUGGGUGCCGCGGUGGCUCCCACAAUCCCUCUUUAAGGAGUGGGAGGAGUGAAGUGAGGAGUGCCACUGAUCAGAUUUUAAAAGCAGGGUUCAUUUGCCUCAUCUCGUUUAGCUUUGUUUAAGGGAUUCAAUUUGUUUGGAUAUCUAUCUCUAUCUUUUUUGCGUAUCUGUAUAGAAAAAGUGUGCGUAUCGAUGUGUGUACACAUAUGUUGAGACAGCGCGUGGAUACUGGGAGGAGCAGAAGCGAGAAGGGGCCUGGGGCCUGGCUCCUGUCUGAGUGGCGACACAAAGCAGUGCAGUGUUCAGUUCUGUUAGCCCUGUCGUCAUGCUCCGGGUGCUGCGCUCGCGCACGCGGGCCGGGGGGGAAGACGGCAACGUGGCCACUUCUCCGUCCGUGUCUUUUCCGUUCUCUCCCUCGCUUGCAGUAAAGGGCUUCAUUAAGACUUCUUUUGUGCUCGUCUCUAAUUAAUGAAUCAUAUGUUCCGUGGGUCUGCGUGUGGAGGUGUGAUUUGGAGAUGCAUAUGAAGCCCACGCCCAAUGCUGCCAUCCUCCCUACUCUCCGCACUCGGCGGGGGUGAAGGCCGGACAGCGGGCAUGCUCUACGAAUCCAGACGCAUUCCGCAUCACGGCUCCUCGCUUUGAUCGCGCGCGGCUGUCUUGCCCGCCUUGCGCUCGCGCCACUAAUCCGUGCAAGCGGGGAGAGAGCAGAAUGCGGGAGGCCUUCCUUCGGUGUCAGGUCUCAUCCCAUCAGCCAGUCAGGCUGAGUUUUUGCUCUCUGUUUUGGAGGAGCACGAGCAUAUUAUUCAGCGUAAUAAUAUGAAAUACAACUUAAGGAAAAUAUCUUUAAAAAGUGGGAGUGUAUAAAUGACUGUGAUUUCAUUUAUGUGACUCAGAAUAUAUUGUAAGAUUUUAGUAAUUUUAUAAUAUAUGCAUUGAAGUGCAUAAAUGGGAGGAUCGGUAAUGGUAUUUUUCGUUAGGCUCCGCAUCUGUUGAACAAGCGUUUAAAAUACAGACCUUUCAGUUUUGUAUUUCAAAAGUGUCUUAUUCGAAGGGGUUUACAUACUUGCUAUCCAACUGUGAGGCUCUUAUGACCACAGAUGCUGUGCGCACAGUAGACAUGGAGAAUAUCAUCCUCUCAAGGGGUUAUUCCUUUCUGGCUGGGAAAAAAAAUUUGGGAAAAGGGCAAUAUUGUGAAAUCAGUUUUUUCAAAAUGUUGAGAUACGAGCAUUUAGAUUUAAAUUUCAGCCUUUAGUAGACAACGGAUUUUUUUUUUUCUCUCGACUCCUUUUUUUUUUGUAUAAUGUGAGCGUGGCAUUUUUCCUCCAAAAGAGUGGCUAAGGAAAGAAGUUGCUGAUUCAGUUCAAAAUUCCCAAUUUCUAGUUAGAAAAACUACGAAAAGGACAAAUGUUUUUUCAGCUUCAGCACAGUAGUUUGUGAUCUCUUUUCAAACACUGUAAUCAUGGGCGAUUGUGGGCCUGUAAAGUAACCUAUAUUCCCCAUUAAACAUCCAUUAACUAGUAUUUAAAGCAAUUAAAGUUAAAGAAAGACCUUUUUAUUUGCUUACUAUAGCAAAACAGAUCUUAGUCCUGCAGUUUUUUUUUUUUUUUUUU
Scleropages formosus (Asian bonytongue) is the source of this 2834-nucleotide messenger RNA. It is a transcript of the gene ppp1r14bb, whose product is annotated as protein phosphatase 1, regulatory (inhibitor) subunit 14Bb. Gene Ontology annotation, biological process: innate immune response; regulation of phosphorylation. NCBI's taxonomy places the organism in Eukaryota, Metazoa, Chordata, Actinopteri, Osteoglossiformes, Osteoglossidae. Gene Ontology annotation, cellular component: cytoplasm. The record is from RefSeq and is a predicted model, not a curated record. Gene Ontology annotation, molecular function: protein serine/threonine phosphatase inhibitor activity. The transcript is spliced from 4 exons. Bases 767 to 1150 code for a protein of 127 amino acids.